CUAGGAAUGAAUUAACUGAGAAACAGGUUAUGGAAGACGCUGAGAGAGAAUCUACCAGCAGUUCAUCAAGUGAGGAAUUCGCUGUCAGUAGCACUGAGGAACAGCUUCGUAGACUGAGCAAAUACAACCAACUCCAGAUGGAGCAACUUCCAAGAAUGAAUGAAGACAACUAUGUCCAAAUGAGAGCGCCUAUGAGAGUGAUGAAUCAGGAACAGGCCCAGUUAUACCUUGAGCCUUUCCAGCAAUUCUACCAGCUUGAUGCCUAUCCCUAUGCUACUUGGUACUAUCCUCCACAAAUCAUGCAGUAUGCUGUUUUCCCACCAAUCUACAACAUCCCUAUGCCCAUUGCCUCCGAGAGCAUGGAAAAAACUGACGUUAUGCCAGAGUGGUGAAGAAAUAAGUCAAUUCUCAGGAACUCCACAGUUACAGCCCUUGAUAUGACUGAAAAUCCCAUUCUCUGAAUUUCUCCUCUCCUACUGCUCAUCAUGUAAAACCAUUCUAUCCAAAGGCCUUGACUGUUGCUUUCGAUUAGGAAAAUCCCAUAUUGAAGGUGAUCUUUCUUCUUGAGCUGUCUACUGUGUAUUAGAUUGCAUAUUAUCCUUUUUCUUAAGCUAAAUUUUCCUAGACAGUUUAUUCUCUAGAUUCCAGUUGUGUUUGGAUCCUUAUUCCAGCCAGCCACCUAAAAUAAAAAAUUUAAAAAACUCCAGUUGUAUCAUGCCAGUAUGAAGGGCACCCAUUUGGAAGAUCUUUACUAAGUGUCUACAAUGGAAAUUUUGUUUAAAAAGUCUUUGAGUAGUACCAUCAUUUCAAAUAAUUGUGUGCAGUGACUGAGAUUUUUUCUUCUUUUUAAUAAAUUACAUCUUAAGGCACAA
This is a messenger RNA of Galeopterus variegatus (Sunda flying lemur), 872 nucleotides long. It is a transcript of the gene CSN1S1, whose product is annotated as casein alpha s1. The record is from RefSeq and is a predicted model, not a curated record. Lineage: Eukaryota; Metazoa; Chordata; Mammalia; Dermoptera; Cynocephalidae. Gene Ontology annotation, biological process: response to progesterone; response to 11-deoxycorticosterone; response to estradiol. Gene Ontology annotation, cellular component: extracellular region. The coding region runs from base 30 to 392 and encodes 120 amino acids. The transcript is spliced from 11 exons.